CGGUGCGUAGCGGGGUGUGGCCUUCCGCGCUUGCCGUAGCCCGAGAUGGCGGAGUAUUCCUGCGUGAAAUCCACCAAGCUCGUCCUCAAAGGGGCGAAGGAGAAAAGCAAGAAAAAACACAAGGCGAAGAAAAGGAAAAGGGAAGAGGAUGCGGCAGAACAGCUUGAUAUUGUUGGAAACUGGUGGGCUGUCAGUAAUUUUGGUGAAAUUACAGGAACUAUAGCUAUAGAAAUGGAUAAAGGAGCUUACAUCCAUGCCCUUGACAAUGGCUUGUUUACACUUGGAGCACCACAUAAAGAUGAUGAAGGCCCUAGUCCUCCUGAACAAUUUACAGCAGUAAAGUUGUCUGAUACAAGGAUUGCUCUGAAGUCAGGCUAUGGCAAAUACCUGGGAAUAAAUUCAGAUGGACUUGUUAUUGGCCGUUCAGAUGCAAUAGGUGCAAGAGAGCAAUGGGAACCUGUAUUCCAAGAUAAGAAAAUGGCAUUAUUAGCAGCAAACAGCCGUUUUAUUAGGUGCAAUGAAGAGGGAGACAUAGAAGCCAAAAGCAAAACUGCAGGGGAAGAGGAAAUGAUAAAGAUUCGUACUUGUGCUGAAAGAGAGGCUAAGAAGAAAGAUGAUGUUCCACAAGAAGACAAAGGAAAUGUUAAACAGUGUGAAAUCAAUUAUGUAAAGAAAUUCCAAAGUUUUCAAGACAAAAAGCUUAAAAUAAGCAAAGAAGACACAAAAGCCCUCAGAAAAGCCAGGAAAGAAGGCACUUUUCAUGAAAUGCUUCUGGACAGGAGAGCAAAAGUGAAAGCAGAUAGAUACUGCAAGUGACAACCAGCGGGUCCAUUUUCUUCUGCAUCUUUGAUGAUAGGCUCAAGCUGAAAGCAAGAGUAAAAUGUUUUGUAAUUAUUUCUUAUUGAAGACAUUUUGCUGAUGUUUUUAUUACAUUAUUUUUAAAGGAUCACCGAAGAGCUAAUAAUUAAGCAUCAAAGUCAAGUCAUCUAUCAGUAGUAAAUACUAUUAAGUUUACUCUAAAACUACAUGCUGUUGAAACAGUGAGGUAAUUAAUAGAAAAGAAUCUUCCAAGGUUAGUGAAAAGAAGCUGAACGUAGAGGUGGGGCAGAAGACAUUAUGGGCAGAAGGGAACAGUGCUGAAGUUCAAAAGAAAAAUAUGGGUAACACACUGAACUCUUAAUAAAUAUGUAACUGUAUUGAACAGGAAGAAAUAAUUAAAAAUACUCAGCCAGAUCCUGAGUAGGACAUCUGUGGAGGCAUUCUACACUGCAUCAGGUGAGGUCUGGGCCAGAAUAUUCAGGCUUCAUAAAGCAGACCCAUUGUUCAAGUUGGUAAGUGGCAUAAUUGUUAUGCUGGAAAACAAAAGUGCUGAGAAGGCACAAGAGCCCUAUUACAAAUGAAAAUGUGGGUGCUUCAUAAGAAAAGGUGAUGGCUCUUUUUUGUUAGCAGGCAGCUUAUUUUGCAAAAGGGAAAAAUUGAUUUUUGCAAUUUUGUUUCUCUACAGCAUGGACUUUGUUUAAUAAAACAGCAGAGGUCACCUUUUUAAUGUCACAGUAUAAUAUGCAUUCCUGCUAUCUUGUAUAAAAUAUGGUUGUCUGUGUCUGUUCUGAUUACCAAGAAGCUUUUCAGUAACAUCUCCAUGGGAACUACCUCAGUCAGAAAAUUGCUCACUCUUUACACAGCUUCUCUAAUCUGCUUCAUACAGGCUACCUGCUAGCACUAUUGAGGAUUUUUAUGGUAAUAAUGUGAGUUGUCUCUGUGGAGCUUCAAGCUGUGAAUUUGAAGUGCACACAUAGUUCAAAACUGUAAGCUCAUGCAAGAUAAUGACAUGUCUAAAAAGAGCAUAAAAACAGACUAAUAGAGUCUAGUGAGUAAUGGCAAUUUAUAUUGGUCUAAUUUCAUUGGCAGUUUGUCUUGAAGAAGCACCAUGAAGAAUUUAGGUAUGUCAUAACUGUUUAAACUCUCUCUUGACUUUUCAUGUGAGCAUGCAAACAAGUGCCAGCUGGUUAGGGAAGGAUAGCUGAGGUUAACAAUAAAAGCAUUUAUUUUUCAAGGAAUUUAUAAAAAUGUGGGUAUAGCCCAUACAGAUUUUAUGCAGCCAAAAGAAGAAACUCCACUGGCUGGGCACAUCGAGGCUGUAACACAGGGAUUCUUAGAACUCAUUUGUUCCCAGAGAAGCAAACAGAUCUAAAUGUUUCUUUGAUGGCAUUUUUAAACAAUCCAUACCUAGCUCUGUCCCACUGAGUAUAGACACUUGCCAAAGGGCUUUUUUCCUCUAAGGCAAUAGAAUUUUUGUUUCAUACCAUCUAAACCUAGUAUUUAUGUAACACCUAUUUUACAUGAAUAGGCACACUCCUUUUCCAUUCACUUCAUCCACACACUCCUUGAAUAAAGAGCUGUUACGAAGUGAAUGCCUUUUCUUCCUACUUUAGCUUUUUCUGGUGAGGGAGAUACUAAAUGAGAAAUCAAAAUGCCCCCUUUGGGGAGCUGUUUUGGACAACUAUGUUGGGACUGUUGUGCUUGUAACUUUAUAUGAACAAAUUCUUGGAGACCUUCCUAACAUUCCAACUUCUCCAUAAGAUUUUUUUAUGUCAGUGCUGGUAGAAGUUAUAGCAAUGCUGAGAAAUUAAAGGUAAACUCUACACUGAAUGAAUAAUAAUAAUUUUUAAAAUAAAUUAUCAGAUGAGAAUUUUGCCCUUAGUUUUCAGACAUACAAAAAAACUACCAGUAGCUGUGUUUUCUGAACUUCUAGAGAACUGCCUUUUCUCCCAUAUCUCUUAUGACUUAUCUCAUUACUAUUUCAGGAAAUAAGGUUAACCAAAAUGUUAUGGUAUCAGAUGGUCAUGUAAACUGAUCAAUGCUGGGAAUGUCAGCAUGUUUGUAGUGAAGAAUGCAUUAAAACAUUUUCAUAAAAACCCUAUUAUUAGCAAAA
Molecule: messenger RNA, 2932 nt
Organism: Calypte anna (Anna's hummingbird)
Lineage: Eukaryota; Metazoa; Chordata; Aves; Apodiformes; Trochilidae
Gene: FRG1
Product: FSHD region gene 1
Exons: 9
Coding region: 46-816 (256 amino acids)
Cellular component (GO): catalytic step 2 spliceosome; striated muscle dense body; nucleolus
Molecular function (GO): actin filament binding
Source: RefSeq, a predicted model, not a curated record